This is a messenger RNA of Dioszegia hungarica, 1461 nucleotides long. RefSeq lists its product as uncharacterized. The transcript has 3 exons. Lineage: Eukaryota; Fungi; Basidiomycota; Tremellomycetes; Tremellales; Bulleribasidiaceae. The record is from RefSeq and is a predicted model, not a curated record. Bases 1 to 1461 code for a protein of 486 amino acids.
AUGUCUACCCAAACUGAUGCUGAAGCGACUGCGCCUCAGCUCGCUGCGGUAUGUCGGCUCCCGGCCGAGCUCAUCGGGCGCUUCGCGGCCUUAUCGGGCGAUGAGAAGACGGUUCGGGUGAUGAUGGGAACGUGUCGGAGGUGGAGGGAGGCGGCGGAGGCGGCUUUGCGGCCGCAUCUGGCUUCAAAGACGGUCGUUGUCGAGCCACCCAUGAUGAAAUCACGCUUCACCAGCAUCCGCGCCCUCGACGACAAGGCCGCUAAGACCCGCCUCUCUCAGCUCGAUCAGACGUCCCAGCGCUUCGAGCGGCAUCUCAAGGCGUACCCGCCGUCCUCGGAGCACCUGCGCAAACUCACCAUUGAGGUCAACGACCAGACCGUGGACAUCACCUGGCGGCAGCUAGAUCGACUCAUGAACCAGCUGGAGGAGCUCAACGUGCACGUCUUUGACGGCAGCUGGUCUGACAUGGACGUGUGCGAUCACGACGAUAUUGACACGGAGAAUCCCGGGGAUGGCGGCGACCUCUGGGAUUGUGAAAAGUCCCUCGGCGGCGGAUACUGGCCCUGCAACUACGGAACCAGCGUCCCCAACGCCCUUCGGAAACUCUCCCUCUCCGCGACUUCGCGCGUAUUCCAACAUCUUCAAUCACUCUCGGAGUACAUCAGCGAGUUGAGGGAACUCUCGCUCGGGACGCACUGGUCGGACGACGAUGUCCACGCUACGUGGACCGGCCCCGGCACAUAUAUCCCCAGCAUGCCUCACUUGACACGCUUCACUCUAGUGGGCGGCUGGCAGACCAUCCGCGAUGCUGUGGCCAUCCUCCCUCGCUUCCCUGCACUCCGCGAACUCAUCAUCUACUUCCCCGGCUACACCUUCCCCGGGCAACGCGCCAAAUACAAAACCACAUGGCCCGCGGUGAUCGCUCGCUCGCUCUCCUACUACUACACCGCAACCAAUCUCGCCCUCUACGGUCCUUUGGCCGCGUACAUCUUGACCUCAGUCCAAGAGAUCCAGCAAACUCCAAAAUUCCAGCAAGCCCUAUGCAGCGUCACCAUGCUCUCCCUAGAAGCCGAGGUGGCGCAAGGUAUGACUCAUUGUUAUCCUCUUCUCGACACUACUUGGCUACACAAGAAUCCCUCGCUUCCCGCUUUGCAACACAUAACCUUCGUUCUUCCUUCAGCAAAACACCAAAACCGUCUCGCGGUCGGACCAGACGAUACGCCGAGCGGAGAGGUCGAGGCCCCAUCCCACAUCUCCCAACGCAGGUUGCGGGCGCUGUUCAAGCGGUACGAUACGCUUCGCCAGAUCCAAUGGGUGGUGGGAUACCCAGAUGACCCGUUCUCUGCCCGGGUUCCCGACGUCCAGCUGCAGCCAGGUGUGGCUCUCAGCGUAGACCGACCGGAGAUAGGGGCAGAUGGCAAGGAGGAGCCUCUUGUGUUCUUGCGAGCCGAGGGGGUCUGA